This is a messenger RNA of Leptomonas pyrrhocoris, 843 nucleotides long. RefSeq lists its product as hypothetical. The record is from RefSeq and is a predicted model, not a curated record. NCBI's taxonomy places the organism in Eukaryota, Euglenozoa, Kinetoplastea, Trypanosomatida, Trypanosomatidae. The coding region runs from base 211 to 843 and encodes 210 amino acids. The transcript has a single exon.
GCAACGGUGCCUUCAGUUACCUCGACCCAUCCACUUUCGUUCGCGCAAAAUACAAUCGUUUUCUCGUAUCAUUCUUUCUUUUAAGAAAAAAACUAUUUUGCCUUUUUUUCCUUUACGUUUUUUCCUCGUUGACCUCUUUUGGCGGAAGCGAAGACUUCUCUAUUGCUUCAAAUAUAACCUGCUCUUUAGACACUUGCAAUAUUCUUAGAUAUGGCGUGUUACACGGUAGUCCGCAUUAUCGUGCUCAUCUUGUCGAUCGUGGCCCUCGCGUUCGCAGUCAUCGGCGUAUUCGUGCCUUUUCUCGUGGUGCCCGCCAGCAAACAGAACGAAUUGGACGCGCUCAACAUGACGGUGCGGAGUCCCAGCUUCGACAUCUCUAAAGAUGCGGCGACGCUGCAGAAAUUCAGCCAACUCGCCGGUUCGCCGCCGGCGAAAAGCACCAUGACACUGUGGAAACUCAAGUAUGGGAACGCGAGGGACGGCACAACAACGGUGGACCUUCGUGAUGAGUACUUCUCGUGCUACGCGGGCAACAUGCUGAUUCAAGCUGCGGAGGGCGUUGCCGUCGUAACGUGCGUGCUGGGUGUGGCGAACCUCAUCCUGUCCGCCUUCACUUUCACCUUCGCUGCCGUGGUGAAAUUCCCCCUGGCGCUGUACUUUUUCUUAUCUGGUGCCGCGGCGGCGGUGACAUUCGGUAUUAUGCUAAACCUCUACCUGCAUGGGUGGUGCGGUGACGCCUCGAUGAAGUCGUCGUAUUGGGACCUGACGGCGGGCUUCGCCUUCUACGUCAUUUCCUGCGUCCUUUCCCUCGUUGCGAGUGUGCUGACGAUGUUUAUAGAUUAA